Salvia miltiorrhiza (redroot sage) is the source of this 1449-nucleotide messenger RNA. RefSeq lists its product as uncharacterized. NCBI's taxonomy places the organism in Eukaryota, Viridiplantae, Streptophyta, Magnoliopsida, Lamiales, Lamiaceae. The coding region runs from base 378 to 1253 and encodes 291 amino acids. The record is from RefSeq and is a predicted model, not a curated record. The transcript has 5 exons.
AAAUGCCCUUCCCUAUUCCAUUGAAUAGCAUCAUAACUACUCCAUUUUGUUCGAUUAUUGAUGAUAAGACAGCAAUGAGAUGAAUAUAUAAUUAGAAUAAUGCUACUCCCUCUACUGAGUUUUGAAAUGAGUGCACCAUAUUUUACAUGAAGAGAAAAUAGAUGUUAGAUUAUGUUUAGACUCCCCCACCACUAAGUAUAUGCCAAUUGGAGAGUGGCCCAGUUGGUAUAUAGAUGGAUGUGAGGACAAACAGUGCAGAAUAUUUAUAAGUUGGAAUUUCUUCGGUGAUUGGACUUUUCAUUUAAGCAUCAUUUCCUUUUUGGCACUAUAAAUUGAAUUAUGUAGCAACUCAAGUGUAGCAUUAGAAAUAGAAGAGAAUGGAGGUAGAGGAGGGCGAUUUCAAUCUCAAGGAAUGGGGUGUUAGAGCAAGAAGGAUCAGCCGCGAAAACACCAAAUCGAGAAGAUUCUCAGCUUCAAAUUUGAAGAGUUUGAGAGAAGAAGCAGCCUCGUUUCGAUCAAACGUCACCGUUUCCAGCACUGCUUCCUCCCCUGGGUACAUCGCCGUCAGAGAGGAGAUCGACCCUUCCACAUAUUCCUUCACAACUGCGCUCAGAGCAUUGCAAGCAAAAACAGUGUACACAUGGGAGGUGCAGGGUCGAGAUGGAUUGACUCUGAACUCGAAAUGGAACGAAGCAGAAAAAUACAUAAGCAAUCCUCUUUCAGGGGAAGUCCCUUUGGAGUGUUUAUCGGCAAAAACACUAAGCGGCAGAUCCUUCCGCAGAAUGACCAUGUCUGCGCCGCUCAUCUACCCUUCUCAAAUGCACCACUUCCCUCCCAACAACGAACACGAACACGAACACGAACACGACAUCACAUCCGCCGUGAUUCGAGCAGAGAAGAUUAAGAAGAUGAGGACGCGUGACGUGGGGACUCAAAGCACGCCUAUAGAUCUGAGCUCGAGCAGCCCGAGCCCUGCGCCCACUCCUUCCAUCGAAGAAAGAUCCAUAAAGAUGAGGAGUGAGGCAGAAGCUGGAGAUUCGUCUGUUUCCUUCAAAUCGGACACAGAGUGCAUGCAGGUAGAAGUGAAGGAAACAGGAGAGAGAGAAGAAAAUGGAGGAGAGAGAAAGAAGCAAUGGGGGAUGGGAUGCUACUGCGUAUCGUUGAGGGGUUUGUGGAUGAGAACGCAAAGGCAGAAAGAGAAACACAAAAUGAGAACAAACAAUACCACCUUUCUUCACCAACUCAAUGCCUAGCCCUAGCUGCUCCAAACAAUCAAUCUUUGUCACAAAAUAGAAAGAUUCUCCAUUGCCUUCAACUCUUCUCCUACUUACCUUUUUUCAUAUUGCACAUUAAUUAUUAUUCCCUCAUCAUUGAAAAAAUGAAAAUCAUUCAUAUUAUCCAUGUUAAUUAUAUAUGUCGAUCGGCGUACGUAAAUAAAUGUUUACCAUG